Ilex paraguariensis (yerba mate) is the source of this 870-nucleotide messenger RNA. Lineage: Eukaryota; Viridiplantae; Streptophyta; Magnoliopsida; Aquifoliales; Aquifoliaceae. The record is from the annotation of a GenBank genome assembly.
AUGGAGCCAAAGCAGCUUGUCAGCUUGCACCAAUCUGCUCAAUCCUUUGGGGGCAUGAAUAUGCAAGUCAAUACCCAUGGAAGCCAGAGUAACUCUUUACUAUCAAGGACACAAAUGCUGAAUGAAACUAGUGACGGUCAUGUUUCAAGGCUUCAGUCGUCCACAGGACAGCCUAUUAUGUCAACUGGGUGUGCAAUUGGAGUUUUGGCACAAAACAACAAUGCCAGAGGUCCAUUAUACAUUCCAGUCUCCAUAGCCUCUUCAACACCAGAUUUCUCAGUGAACAAUGACACAGACUUGUCAGGCAGUAGUUUUCCUCUUGGAAGUAAUGCAGGGAUGUCUACUUUCAGCUCUAAAGGAGUGCUCCAAGAGGAGUUUAAUUCGGAAACAAAAGGAUCAAGGGGAAGUCUUCUAAGUUAUGAUAUCCUUAAUGAACUGCAUCAGCAAAAAUCCCAUGUUUGGGGUUCACAGAAUGUAGGAUUGACAUAUGAUGCCUCCCAACAUGCCAAUAUAAGAGGAAGCCUCGAUGUCUCACCGGCUGUUCUAGUUCAACAAGGUUUUUCCUCUUUCCAGAAUGUUGGGCAAAACAGGAAUGCCGUUAGCAAGGCAGUCUUUUCGGCAAGGCAAGAAAGUGGGCAUGGGAAUGCCCCAAACUUUAGUCGACAACUUAACACGUUUCUUGUUGACAGUUCUCCUUCGGUUAAGGCUGAGAGACUUCCCGAUUCGAGUUAUCAAAAUAUUCUAUUUCCUGAACAAUUUAGUCAGGAGGACCUCAUGAGUGUACUCCUCAAGCAGCAGCAAGAAGGCACUGGACUAGUUGAAAGUGAGUUUGGCUUUGAUGGGCAUCCCUUGGAUAAUCUUCCUGUGUAG